AUCCGAUGCUUUGUUGCACACUGAGUAGAGGUAGGAUGGGGGAAGGGCCCGAGCUGUGCUUGAGAGCGACAAACUUGCAUAUGGCUCGCUCUGUCGAAGGGGAAGUGUGACAGGACGAAAAGGGAUCUUUCACAGGACAGAAGCGCAUACCGUCAGGCCCACGAUGAUAUAAUUACGGAAAAGGGGAACACGGGAGGACAGCCAGAGUUGGCCCGGCGGAGAUGAGCGGGGCCGUGAUUGUGGCGAUAUACCGACGUGUUGUGCUUUUGUUGUGCUGCUCGCUUGAGCCAGUUUGAUUUUGAGACGGUAUCCCAGUCUCGGUCUAGCCCUUGGCUGUUGAGAUUGUUCUGAAAGGAAAAGGACAACAAACAGGGGAAGUGAACAUGGCUGGGACCUCAAGUUUCUUUUCCAACGGACCCGUUCCGUGGAUUGAGAAUGACACGGAGAUGAACAAUCUAUACCGGGAUCUUGAGUUGGGGACCGUUUUGACUUUGUUUUACUCCAAAAAGUCCCAGCGACCAGAGAGAAGAACAUUUCAGGUCAAACUUGAGACAAGGACAAUUAUCUGGACCCGAGGAACGGAUAAAAUUGAGGGGGAAAUCGACAUCAGGGAGAUCAAGGAGAUCCGAACCGGCCAGAAGUCCCGUGACUUUGAGCGCUACGUGGAGGACUCGGCCGCUCGGCUGGACCAGGCCCACUGCUUCGUCAUCCUCCACGGCGCAGAGUUCCGCCUAAAAGCUCUCAGCCUUGCAGCGACGUCUGACGAGGAGAUGACCAUGUGGGUGAAGGGGCUGACCUGGCUAGUCGCAGACACGCUCAAAUCUCCGACCCCCUUACAGAUUGAGAGGUGGUUACGGAAGCAAUUUUAUGCUGUGGAUCGCAAUAGAGAGGACAAGAUAUCCUGUAAGGAUCUGAAGAGCAUGCUGAGCCAGGUCAACUACAGAGUUCCCAACAUGAAGUUCCUCCGAGAGAAACUUCCGGACUCUGAGUUGAGGAAUGGAGAUGUGACCUUUUGCCAGUUUGCACAGCUCUAUCGCAGCUUGAUGUUUGACGCCCAAAAAGCUAUGGACAUUCCUUUUUUACAGAGGUUCAUUGAGCGACCCGACCAGAAGAUCUUGUUAGAAGACUUCAAGAGCUUCCUUCUGGAGUCCCAGAAGGAACUCUGGGCGACAGAUAACAACAAGGUGCAGGAAUUCAUGUUUGGUUACCUGAAAGACCCACUGAGAGAGGUGGAACAACCCUUCUUCCACCAAGAUGAGUUCCUGACGUACCUGUUCUCCAGAGAGAACACCAUCUGGGACGCUGCCCUAGACCAGGUGGGCCCCGAAGACAUGAACAACCCGCUGUCUCACUACUGGAUCUCCUCAUCUCACAACACCUACCUGACGGGAGAUCAGUUUUCCAGUGAGUCGUCCCUGGAGGCCUACUCGCGCUGUCUGAGGAUGGGCUGCCGUUGCAUUGAAUUGGACUGCUGGGAUGGUCCUGAGGGAAUGCCUGUCAUCUACCACGGACACACCCUCACCACCAAGAUCAAGUUCUGCGAUGUCCUGAUGACUAUUAAGGAACAUGCCUUUGUGACGUCUGAGUAUCCAGUCAUCCUGUCCAUCGAGGACCAUUGCAGCAUUGUCCAGCAGAGGAACAUGGCGACCCACUUCAAGAGAAUCUUUGGAGACAUGCUGCUCACCAAGGCUGUGGACAUCUCCGCCGACGGACUGCCCUCGCCCAAUCAGCUGAAGAGGAAGAUUCUAAUCAAGCAUAAGAAGCUAGCGGAGGGCAGUGCGUAUGAGGAGGUGUCCACCUCCACUCCCUACUCUGAGAAUGACAUCAGCAACUCCAUCAAGAAUGGCCUUCUGUUCCUGGAGGACCCCAUCAACCAUGAGUGGUACCCUCACUUCUUUGUACUAACCAGCAGUAAGAUCUACUACUCAGAGGAGACGUCUAGUAGCCAGGGCAACGAGGAUGAGGAGGAGCACAGAGAGGUGUGUAACGGAAUGGACCAGCAUAUAACUGAGAAGUGGUUCCACGGCAAGCUGGGUGCGGGUCGGGACGGAAGGCAGAUAGCCGAGCGCCUGCUGUCCGAGUACUGUUUGGAGACUGGCGCUCCCGAUGGGUCCUUCUUGGUCCGCGAGAGCGAGACAUUUGUGGGAGAUUACACACUGUCCUUCUGGCGUUCAGGCCGGGUGCAGCACUGUCGUAUCCACUCUCGUCAGGAGGCGGGCAGCCCUAAGUUCUACUUGACGGACAACCUUGUGUUUGACACACUCUUCGCCCUCAUCACUCACUACCAGCAGGUGGCGCUGCGCUGCAACGAGUUUGAGAUGAAGCUGACUGAGCCAGUGCCCCAGACCAAUGCCCAUGAGAGCAAAGAGUGGUACCAUGCCAACCUGUCUCGGAGCCAUGCGGAGAACAUGCUGAUGAGAGUUCCACGUGACGGGGCGUUCCUUGUCAGGAAGAGGGCAGAGCUAAGCUCCUUCGCAAUCUCAUUCAGGGCGGAGGGGAAGAUCAAACACUGCAGGGUGCAGCAGGAGGGCCAGACGGUGGUGCUGGGGACGUCAGAGUUCGACAGCCUGGUGGAUCUCAUCAGCUACUAUGAGAAACACCCCCUCUAUCGCAAGAUGAAGCUCCGCUACCCCAUCAACGAGGAGACCUUGGAGAAGAUAGGGACUGCCGAGCCAGAUUACGGGUCUUUGUACGAGGGGCGCAACCCUGGGUUUUAUGUGGAAGCCAAUCAAAUGCCCACCUUCAAGUGCACAGUGAAGGCCAUGUACGAGUACAAAGCGCAGAGGGACGAUGAGCUGUCCUUCAGUAAGAACGCCAUCAUCCAGAACGUGGACAAACAGGAAGGAGGCUGGUGGAAGGGGGAUUGUGGGGGGAAGAAACAGCUGUGGUUUCCUGCUAACUACGUGGAAGAGAUUAGUCCUUCAGCUGUGGAGACGGACAGAUCACAACUGACGGAGAACAGUCCUCUGGGAGACUUGCUGAGAGGAAGUGUGGAUGUGUCAUCCUGCCAGAUUGUGGUGAGGCCAGAGGGUAAGGGCAGCAGGCUGCAUGUCUUUUCCCUCCUCCCGGCUGCCUCUCCAAGGGCAGGCCAGGUCCUGGACAUCGCUGCCAGCUCCCCGGAGGAGCUCAAAGAGUGGGUCCAAAAGAUCAGAGAGGUCACCGUGACAUCAGAGGCCAAGCUGGAAGAGGGGAAGAUCAUGGAGAGGAGAAAGAAGAUUGCCCUUGAGCUGUCUGACCUGGUCAUCUACUGUAGACCUGUGCCAUUCGACGAGGACAAGAUCGGCACAGAGCGGGCGUGCUUCCGGGACAUGUCAUCGUUCCCAGAGACCAAGGCGGAGAAGUACGUGAACCGUAUCAAAGGGAAACGGUUCCUGCAGUAUAACCGGCUGCAGCUGUCUCGGAUCUACCCCCGCGGACAGAGGCUGGACUCGUCCAACUACGACCCGCUACCCAUGUGGCUCUGCGGAUCUCAGCUGGUCGCACUCAACUUCCAGACCGCCGACAAGCCCAUGCAGAUGAACCAGGCCCUGUUCAUGUUGAAUGGGAGGAGUGGGUACGUCCUCCAGCCACCAAUCAUGAGAGACGAAAGCUUUGACCCCUUCGACCGAAGCACACUCCGAGGUCUGGAGUCAGUCACGCUGCAGAUCGAGGUGCUGGGUGCACGUCACCUGCCUAAACAUGGUCGCGGCAUCGUUUGCCCGCUGAUCGAGAUCGAGGUGUGUGGUGCGGAAUACGACAGCGCCAAGCAGAAAACCGACUCGGAGGCGGAUAACGGUUUGAAUCCCACAUGGCCACGGAAAUCUUUCCAGUUCACUGUGUGCAACUCUGCAUUUGCCUUUCUGCGCUUCGUGGUGUACGAGAUCGACAUGUUCAGUGACCAGAACUUCCUGGCCCAGGCCAGCUUCCCUAUCAACGGCCUUAAAACCGGUUACCGCUCCAUCCCUCUCAAGAACAGCUACAAUGAAGACCUGGAGCUGGCUUCUCUGCUGGUGCACAUGGACAUCACCAGGGGCCGGGAGGAAAAUGGGGAGGUGCAGAGCUCGUUCCUACCGGUAGGAGGCGCAGCCGCCACAGUGGUUACUCAGACUGGGCGCGAGCGCCUAGGGGAGACUGGCUCCACAUCUUCAGCCUCCUCUGUGUCUCCGUCGUCCCAGUCCCCGGCCGCUCAGACCCAAAGCCAGGCGUCCCGGGGCCGGGAGGGCUCAUUUGAGGCACGCUACCAGACUCCGCUGGAUGACUUCAGGGUGUCCCAGGAGGCCCUGCUGGACCUGGACCCCCAGAACAGGAGGUACGUGUGAGGGGAUGAUGCGCAGGACCAGAGUGGGCGGAGAGAACCGCGUGUAGGCCGGACCAAUCGCGGGGUGCAUUCAGUGCGCCCCGUGCCCUCCUCCCCCAGACUCUCCCCGUACUGACGAUGUCACUGUCUGCUGUGAACACUGUUUCUAUGGAAACGCCCACCACUGCUAUGGCCUACAUUUCGGGCCGCUCUCCCUCCCUCCCCCCUCUUUCUCCUCUGUGCCCCUGCCCCCGCCCCUCCUGGAGUUAGAGGCAAACUGUGUUGGAAAAGGUGGCGGCAUAAGGGAAGCAGUCCAUCGUAGACAGGAAAGAGAAAAAAAUCCAAAAACAAAAGACGUUUCAGAGCUCGGCGAAGAUGCUAGGAGAGGGAGCGAAGCGCUGAAGUUGGAGGGUUGGGGGGGGUUGUAAAGAUAUCAGUUUGAAACUGUUUUCCAUGUUAGUCUUGUUUUUCUCCUCUUCUCUCUUGACAUAUACAAGUAUAUAUAUUUAUUCCUGCUGUGCUUUUAGCCAGACAACUACAGCAGACAACCCACUCUCAAAGAGUUUGUCUCCAUGAUUUUUUUUAUUAUUAUUUAAACUUUUAAACAUUUGUAAUGUGAUUUUUUUUUUUUCCUUCUUAUGUGUUAAACACGAGGUCCCUCUGUGGCUAUCUUAAUGUGUAUUUUCUCCACAUUUCUCAGUGGAGGAACUCGAGCCUUUAUACAGAUUGACAGUACCUACACACACACAGGCUUUUCUUACUUUGCCAAAUUUGCGUUCUGAAAACGAUGUGUAAUUCCUCUGUCCUGCCUUGUGAUGUCAAAGCAGACGCUCUUUAGUAAUAGUAUAAACACUCAAGUCUUGUUCCGCAUUGAAAUGACACCCCCAUUCCACGCAUAACCUUUAGUCAAAAGGUUAAGCACGUAACCUUUCCGACGAUUAAGAUGUAAUCGAUUUUGUGUGUUUGGGCACUGCACUGCUUUUGGAAUUGGCCGGACGAGGGGUAGACCGGCUGUCCUGGAAAGAAUAAGCGAAGUUUGCAUUUGUUGUCUCUAUUUUCAACGUGGACGUUUUUGAGCAGGGUAAGGAUGGAGAAAAUGAAGUAACGCAGGAUGCGGCGUGUUUGGUUCUGCCCAGAACAUAGAGUAGUGGCUUGUGUUGAACGAGCAUGGCUGCAGUCACUGGGUUUCCAGUUUCAUUUCAAGCAGGAAUGUUACAGAGGUCUACGAAAGACAACAGUUGUCUUUGUGUAUGUGUAAAAAUAUAUAAAAAAGGGGUCUAACAUUCCUUGCUGGUUGUGAGCAUCUUGAGUGCGCGUACAUAAACCGUAUUAGAGCAGAGUCAGCGAACCAAACCAAGUUCAGUAUUGCCACACAGGAAAGAACUGUUCUAUAGACCGUUUGGAUCAAAAGGCUGUACCAAAAUGUUUUCAUUGUAGGUCUGUGUGGGACUUUUGUGUGCAGCAUUCCAGUUUCUCCCGAAGGGUUUCUGAAGAUUCUUUCAAAUCAGCUGUUUGCAAUACAGCCCUGUAGAGGCUAAGAUAUUGACAAUGCCACAUUCUUCAGUAUUGCCCAGAAGGGGUCUAAAUCAUUGAUCUGUAGUGACAUGACUUGGCCUGCAGGGGUCGUAACAGCACAUUUUGUGCACAACAUUUCCAAAGCGUGAACUGAUCUUGUUUUUCCUGAAGGCUGACUCGAUCAGUUUCCCCUUGAUUAUCUAUCUGCCUGAAUACGCUAGAUUAGUGUCCAUCAGCAGUCUGUUUUAAUGGAAGCUGCUUUCUGAAAACAACCUAAGGUUAAUCCCAUUAGCCUUUAGCCCAUAAUGGUUUAGUCUUGGAGUAUGGGGCACGAAUGACUCAAUGGUGAUUAUCCUCUUUUAAUGUUUAAUGGGGGGGGGGGGGGGUAUACGCAGGCCACCAUUUCUGUGCAGGUAGAUACAUUGUUUCAAGGCGGUCCUGGAAAGUGUUUUUACUAGUUACUAAGGAAAUCAGGGGACCCCAGAGAUGACCGUUCUGUGCACGAUUCAACCGCUUAGAAUAGGGCCUGGAAGAGGUGUGUGCGUGCAUGCGUAUGUGUGUAUGCAAAUGCCACCUUUUUCUGUAAAAAAGAAAUAUGUAGUAUUCAGAAUGUUUUGCCAUUAAGGGGAAAAGCCUUUUGAAGCCAUAUGGAUUGUAAAGCUGAAAAUGGGUCGGAAUCUGGCCAACUUUCUUCUCCUUUGUCAGCCUUUCAUAGGGACAUUGAGGGAUCAUGACAGCUACAUGUGCUCCCUCUUUCCACACAUGAAACGCAUCGGUUGUCUUUGGCCACGCAGCUCCUACAGUCCACCAGUGUCUCCCGUGUCCAAAACUAUAUAGUUACGUUGUUUGUUCAGAAAUGUUGGUUUCUUUCUUGUCAUUUUUUAUUUUUCUUGACUCGUCACAAUUUUUGUUAUGGGUGGUUUCAUUAAACCAAGCCUUUCUGUAAUGUGCCUAAGCUAUGGAGUGCUCGUUUUAAUUUUGCCUUUCAUAUGCAACAUAUUCAAGCCUGAGAAUUAAAGUACUUAUUAAACUAU
Molecule: messenger RNA, 6825 nt
Organism: Esox lucius (northern pike)
Lineage: Eukaryota; Metazoa; Chordata; Actinopteri; Esociformes; Esocidae
Gene: plcg1
Product: phospholipase C, gamma 1
Exons: 33
Coding region: 384-4298 (1304 amino acids)
Biological process (GO): phospholipid catabolic process; positive regulation of epithelial cell migration; phosphatidylinositol-mediated signaling
Molecular function (GO): protein binding; phosphatidylinositol-4,5-bisphosphate phospholipase C activity
Source: RefSeq, a predicted model, not a curated record